UGCAAACCAACGAGUCAACCCAAACACAAGACACGCAACAGCAUUUGAAAAUCAUUUUCUUUGUCCCGACUCUGCCUCCUCGCUCAUAAACUCACGUGACUCGAAAAGCAGAAGAAACCAUUUGGUUUUCUCAGGCAAAAAUCCAACAUUUCUCAUCAGAUUUGCAAUUUCAGGGGUUUUUAGGUCCUUUGAGCUGCAGUUGCUGUUUUCUGUCGUUAAAUUUCUUGUAAGAUUGAUAAUCCAGAGAAAAUCUAAUUCCUGAAACCCCCAAAUAUACCAGAAUGUCCCUAGGAAAAUCCAGUCCCUAGAAUCUUUGAUUCCUCUACCCGAAAUCGCAUUCUGUAACCCGAAAUGUUGUUUGAAUUCGGUUUUGAGGAAAGAGGAUUCAUACUUCUUUGACACUACUGUUCUAUUGAGAUCAGGGGUCAGGUAUCUCUUCGAAUUUUCGGAAAAAUGUCACCUUCCAAUCUAAACACACCUUUAAUCCCUUCAUCAUCGGUGUCCUCGGCCUCAUUGAAGCUUCCCGAUUUCAAACAGUCCGUGAAAUUGAAGUAUGUAAAGCUCGGAUACCACUACCUUAUCACCCAUGGAAUGUACCUGUUUUUAUCCCCUCUUUUUGUUCUCACCGUGGCACAGCUGUCUACAUUCUCACUCCAAGACCUCCAUGACCUUUGGGAUCACCUCAGGUUCAAUCUCAUAUCCGUUGUCCUUUGCUCGACUCUUUUGGUCUUCUUAUUGACCCUCUAUUUCUUUUCUCGUCCAUGGCCUGUUUACCUUGUUGAUUUCUCGUGCUAUAAGCCGGAGGAUGCGCGCAAAGUCACGAGGCAGAUAUUCAUGAACUGUUCCCAUUCGAUAGGAACAUUCACUGAGGAAAACCUCGCGUUUCAACGCAAAAUUCUUGAGAGGUCGGGUCUUGGGGAGUCAACCUACCUCCCUGAAGCUGUUAUACGGGUGCCUCCCAAUCCAUGUAUGGCAGAGGCGAGAAAAGAAGCUGAGAUGGUAAUGUUUGGUGCCCUUGAUCAGCUAUUUGAAAAAACUUACAUUAAACCGAAAGAUAUUGGUAUUUUGAUUGUGAAUUGUAGCUUGUUUAAUCCAACACCGUCUUUGUCAGCUAUGAUUAUCAAUCAUUACAGGCUGCGAGGGAAUAUUAUUAGUUAUAACCUUGGUGGGAUGGGAUGUAGUGCCGGUUUGAUCUCAAUUGAUCUUGCUAAAGAUCUUCUUCGAGUCCACCCGAAUACCUAUGCUUUGGUCAUUAGCAUGGAAAACAUCACAUUGAAUUGGUAUUUCGGGAAUGAUAGAUCGAUGCUUGUCUCAAACUGCUUGUUUAGAAUGGGAGGAGCUGCAAUUUUGCUUUCAAACAAAUGGUCAGACAGACGUCGAUCCAAGUAUCAGUUGGUGCACACUGUUCGGACCCACAAAGGUUCGGAUGACAAGUGCUUCUCUUGUGUUACCCAACAAGAGGAUUUCGCCGGGAAAAUUGGAGUUUCUUUGUCAAAGGAUCUCAUGGCGGUUGCUGGGGAUGCUUUGAAGACCAACAUCACUACCUUGGGUCCUCUUGUGUUACCUAUGUCCGAACAGUUGCUCUUCUUUGCCACGCUUGUUGGGAGAAAACUUUUGAAGAUGAAAGUGAAGCCUUACAUCCCGGAUUUCAAGUUGGCUUUUGAGCAUUUCUGCAUUCAUGCCGGAGGAAGAGCCGUGCUAGAUGAAUUGGAGAAAAACUUGCAGCUUUCGGACCACCACAUGGAGCCUUCGAGAAUGACACUUCACAGAUUUGGCAACACUUCAAGUAGCUCUCUUUGGUACGAACUUGCUUAUACAGAAGCCAAGGGUAGGAUGAAGAAAGGAGACCGAACUUGGCAGAUAGCAUUCGGGUCCGGGUUCAAGUGCAACAGUGCAGUUUGGAAGGCUUUGAGAACUGUGAAUCCAGCAAAGGAGAAGAAUCCAUGGAUGGAUGAGAUCCACCAGUUCCCGGUGGAUGUUCCAAAGGUCUCAGCUAUCUGAUUCCCGUCGACUUUUCCCUGUUCCUCAAGAAUCUGUUAGGGUAGUUGGUUUUCUUGUUCCAAAUCGUUUUCUAUGUAUUUCAUCAUGUUUUCUCAAGUAUGGUUUUUUUGUAGUGAAGGGUUUGGCUUUAGUUAUGAGACGGAUGCCGUUAGACUGGUGAUUUACAGUGGGAUCUUUGACUUAAUUAAUGUGCUUGUGUCCUUAAUUAAUGGAGAUUUGGGUUUGUAAUCGUUUUAAGUAAUUGACAAAAUUACCAUCAAAAUA
Pyrus x bretschneideri (Chinese white pear) is the source of this 2265-nucleotide messenger RNA. Its product is annotated as 3-ketoacyl-CoA synthase 11. Gene Ontology annotation, biological process: fatty acid biosynthetic process. Gene Ontology annotation, cellular component: membrane. The record is from RefSeq and is a predicted model, not a curated record. NCBI's taxonomy places the organism in Eukaryota, Viridiplantae, Streptophyta, Magnoliopsida, Rosales, Rosaceae. Gene Ontology annotation, molecular function: acyltransferase activity, transferring groups other than amino-acyl groups.